Messenger RNA from Orycteropus afer afer, 765 nucleotides. It is a transcript of the gene FGFBP3, whose product is annotated as fibroblast growth factor binding protein 3. Gene Ontology annotation, molecular function: growth factor binding. The record is from RefSeq and is a predicted model, not a curated record. The transcript has a single exon. NCBI's taxonomy places the organism in Eukaryota, Metazoa, Chordata, Mammalia, Tubulidentata, Orycteropodidae. Gene Ontology annotation, biological process: cell-cell signaling. The coding region runs from base 1 to 765 and encodes 254 amino acids.
AUGACUCCUCCCGGGGUGCAAGUGUCGCUCUCGCUGCUGUUACUGAGCGGCUGUCUCCUCGCGGCGGCCCGGAAGGACAAGGGGGCGGCUGGCAGCGCGACUCAGCAGGUCCUGGACCCCGCAGGCGGCUCCUCCGGUCAUUUCGUCAGCCCAGGGCAGCAUGCGUGCAGCUGGCAGCUCCUGGUGCCUGCCCCAGGGGCUGCGGUGGGCAGCCAGCUGGGGCUUAGUUGCCAAGGCCCGGACGGCGUGCGCUACCAGUGCGUCUACCACUGGGAGCCCCAGAGCUGUGCCGCCUACGCCGCCCGAGGCGCGCUCUACUGGAAGCAGGUGCUGGGCCGUCUGCGCAAGAAGCGGCUGCCCUGCCACGACCCUGCGCGGUUCAGGGCCCGCCUGUGCUCUGGCAAGAAGGGCCACGGCGCCGAGCUGCGCCUUGCGCCCCGCGCGUCCCCGCCCGCGGGCCCCACCACUGCGGGCUUCCUCCGGGAGCCCCAGCCGCGGGCCAGGGGCCGAGGGCGGCCGCGGGAGCCAGUGCGGGGUCCAGCAGCAGGGACCCCGCCUCCCGCGAGUACGCAGUCCAAAGAGAAGCGGUCUGAGAAGAGGUCCAAAGUGAGCAAGAGGAAGGGCGUCUCGAGCCCCCAGGAGCAACCCAUGGGAACUGGGCCAGACCUCGACGGGCUGGACGAGAACGCAGCGCUCUCGGAGACCUACUGUGCUGAGGAGUGGCACUCUCUCUGCAAUUUCUUUGUCAAUAUCUGGAAUGGAUGA